Messenger RNA from Loa loa (African eye worm), 878 nucleotides. RefSeq lists its product as hypothetical. Bases 141 to 665 code for a protein of 174 amino acids. The record is from RefSeq and is a predicted model, not a curated record. Gene Ontology annotation, biological process: cilium assembly. The transcript is spliced from 4 exons. Gene Ontology annotation, cellular component: MKS complex. Lineage: Eukaryota; Metazoa; Nematoda; Chromadorea; Rhabditida; Onchocercidae.
UUUCAGGAAAUCUUAAGGUGUUUCUUGGUAGGAGCGGAACGGUUGGAAAGAACAAAUGACAGCGCAUUAUUAUCUCCAUGGCGACACUGAUGCCGAUAGGAAAUUGAGAAAGAGUAGGGUGGGGUGUACCGGAGGAGUGAAUGGCUGAGGUGCAUAUUAUCGGAGAGAUUGAAAGUGCGUUUGGAUUCCCCGAACAACGCCUUUUUUGUCGUUGGGAACUUGGAUUUGGUGGUGGAUGGCGUGUGAUACAAGGAGUGAGCAAAGGACAAACUCAGACCGAUUUAUCUGAAUAUGGGGAUUUCGCAUACUUUUCACACCCGUUGGAUAUACAUCUCGUCACUAAAACUAUACAAGGAUGGCCUUCAGUUAGUUUACAAAUUUGGCACUACGAUGAAUUUGGUCGCCAAGAACUGUAUGGUUACGGUUCCAUAUAUUUGCCAGCUUCACCCGGUGAACAUCAGAUGAAAUGUUAUACGUGGAGGCCGAAAGGUGAUCUACGUGAAGAAAUGAUGCAGUACUUUGUUGGGGGCAGUUUACAGUUGAGCAAUGAAACUUCGACACGACUCGAUGAACAUUCAAGAUUGCGUACUGUAUCCAUGGGUGUCGUUAGACUGCGCAUUUCUGUAAUAACCAAAAAUUUUGAUCGUUUCGGAAUUCAGUGUUGAUGAUUUAAUCUCUGUUUAACAUUGUUUGUGGUCUCGUAAAUGUGAACGCCAUUUGUAAUAUAUUAGUAAAAGCACUUCGCUAGCAAGAGCAUUUUUUCUUGGGGCAGAAUCUCUCCAUUUAGAACUCAUUCAUUCUUUGCACAUCCUACCUAUACCACUUCCUAUCAAAUAUAUCAGUCAUCCGUUAGCAGUGACUAUUCGCUGCCACACACU